Messenger RNA from Eublepharis macularius, 1994 nucleotides. Its product is annotated as ceramide kinase-like. The transcript is spliced from 13 exons. NCBI's taxonomy places the organism in Eukaryota, Metazoa, Chordata, Lepidosauria, Squamata, Eublepharidae. The record is from RefSeq and is a predicted model, not a curated record. Gene Ontology annotation, molecular function: kinase activity. Bases 11 to 1579 code for a protein of 522 amino acids.
CGACGAGGCCAUGGGCGAGACCUUCCUGCGCUGCCCGCUGCGCACGCCGCGCGGCCGCUGCCUGGUGUCGCUGCCCCCGGGGGGCGAGUUCCUGGUGGGCACGCCCGAGCUGGUGGGCCGGCCCGGCGAUCAAGGCUUCUGCAUUCUGGUCCAGGAGAUGGUUGCUGUGAGGCUUGGAGUAGCCAGUGGUACAGAGGGGGACUCGAGUCCUGCUGGGGAUGAAAACCAUUUCACAGUGUUUUUCAUCCAGCGAGAGAAGGAAGAGCGCUGGAGCCUGGGAAGCCUGGAGUUCACUGCCCCAGCCUCGUCUGACUUGGCCAUUCGCUGGGUCACAGCCUUAGAGAUCUGGAUCUACCACCAUGGUGUCACAAGGCCCAAGAGCCUUCUUGUCUUCAUCAAUCCAGCUGGGGGACGCAAGAAGGCCGUGGAAACCUACCAAGGCCAGGUGGCCUCCCUUUUUGCCUUGGCCGGGAUCCAUGCCCACGUCAUAGAGACCAGCCGAGCAAAUGAGGCCCGCGACUACAUUCUGCAUCAAGACCUCUGCGGCUUUGAUGGGCUGGUGAGUGUCGGAGGGGAUGGCACCUUCAACGAGGUGAUGCACGCCUUGAUCGAGCGGACGCAGCGCAAGGCAGGGAUCUCGGAAGAGGAUACAGACACAGAGCUCUUGCCACCACACCUUCGUAUUGGCAUCAUACCUGCAGGCUCUACGGACUGUGUCUGCUUUGCAACAGUGGGAACAAAUGACCCCGUCACCUCCGCUCUGCACAUCAUUAUAGGGGACAGCCAGCCCCUGGACGUCUGCAGCAUCCGGCAUCAUGGGAAGCUGCUCCGCUACUCCGUUUCCCUGGUGGGUUAUGGAUUUUACGGUGAUGUUGUGAGCGCCAGUGAAAAGCACCGCUGGAUGGGGCCAGUGCGCUACACCUAUGCAGGAGUCAAGGCCGUGCUGAGCAAUCGUAGCUAUGAAGGCACAGUGGAAUUCCAAGUGGCAAGGCUGGAGGAGACCAGUCCACGGGACCAGACACGCUGCCGGUCAGGGUGCCUGGUCUGUUCAGAGUCGAGCAAAUACCUCCUGGCUGGAAACGAAGAAAAGCAGCUCUCGGAGUCAGAGGGAUGCACAGAUGGUGAAUGGCAGCGAGUUCAAGGCCGUUUCCUAGCCAUCAAUGUGACUUCCAUGAGCAGCGCCUGCCCCAAGAGCCCAGAGGGUUUAUCCCCCUGCGCCCAUCUGGCCGAUGGAACUGCCGACCUCAUCCUGGUGCAUGAAUGUUCCAUGCUGUCUUUCCUGCGACACUUGACAAGGCACACCAACCGCUCAGACCAGUUCGACUUGCCCUUUGUGAGCGUGUACCGGGUCAAAGCCGUUCGUUUCACCACCUCAAAAGUGGAAGAUUGCGAGGAUGGAGAGCUGCCUGCACAGGCCCGGAAGGGGCUGUGCUGGGGGACCUGUCAAGGGGAAUCCCCGCUCAGCUGCUGGACCUGCGACGGAGAGACCUUGAGCCACGCCGACGUCAGUAUUCGAGUCCAUGGGCAGCUCAUCCAUCUCUUUGCCCGGGGCAUUGAGCAGGCACCUCGCAUGCUCUAGGAACCUCUACAAGGAGACGACAGCUAAAGUGUGAGCUCUGCCCCAGGAUCUGUGAGGCUACAGACGCUGGAGAGCUACUGCCAGGCUAGCAUGGCCUUUCCUGGGGGUAUGUGUAACAUCCCAGCUCCAGAAGGGACUCUAGGAGAGGCCCAGCCCCCUACUUGGAUUUCCAAAGGCAUCACUCCCAGGACUCCAGUGGGAUGACGCACACUAUACCCGUUGUGCAGGCCACAAACUCCAGUGUCUCCUACAUGGCCGUUACAACCACACCACCUUGUGCACCUAUCACCAUGCUAAAGGGAAACCUACCCCUACUACCUGUUUCAAGGUAGAUUUUAAGAUUCUUGGGGUUUAUAAUAUGCCGCAGAAGAAAAGACAAGUACCACAGACUCUUUCUAAUAAUUUACAUUUACAG